AUGAAUUUAGACAAUAAUCAAAGUUUAGUAAUUAUUCCAUGUAAUCAUGAUUAUUUAAACAAUAACAAUAAUAACAAUAACAAUAGUAAUAAUAAUAAUGGUCAAUCAAAAUGUAAUGAUAUAAAUGGUUUCUGUGAUACUUGUUCUAUUGAUUUUAUGAAUCAGUUCAAUUAUAAUGACGAAAAUGAAUAUUUUAUUGACGAUGAUGAAAAUCAAGAAUUAUUUAAAAUGUUUGGAAAUUUUAAUAACCAAGAAGAAAUUUAUGCAUGUCCAUAUUUAAACUGUUUAAGUGAAGGUUAUGAUGAACAUGAAUUGGCAUUACAUUUAUUAGAAUGUCAUCAAGAACAAUUAUUAAAAAGUAUUUAUAUUGUAUGUCCAUUAUGCACAAACGAAAGACAUGAUGGUAAUUUUAUUAACCAUAUCAAGAAAUAUCAUAUCAACAAAUAA
Molecule: messenger RNA, 447 nt
Organism: Dictyostelium discoideum AX4
Lineage: Eukaryota; Evosea; Eumycetozoa; Dictyosteliales; Dictyosteliaceae
Exons: 2
Coding region: 1-447 (148 amino acids)
Source: RefSeq, a predicted model, not a curated record